AUGCAGUCCAUGGUAGAACGCCUACCGGGAGUAGCUCUCCGAAUCCAGAGGAGCAACCCAAAUUCCUACGCCGAUACCCCCUUCGUGGAGGAAAUCACCUCAGCUGAGAUGCCUAGAAAGUUCUCCUUCCCCAGCAUCAAGGUGUAUGACGGUACUGGCGACCCCGACAAUCACAUCGUGCAGUACAAGCAAAGGAUGUUGGCGGUUGCACUCCCUAAGGAGUCCCGCGAAGCUACAAUGUGCAAAGGGUUUGGUUCCACUCUGAUCGGGUCUGCCUUGAAAUGGUACAUCAAUCUCCCUACCAUGUCUAUAUCUUCCUUCGCAGGCCUGAGCGACAAAUUUGUGGAGCAAUUCACAAGUAGUAGAAGCCUGGAGAAGACUUCAGAUCGUCUCUACGAGAUUCUCCAGCCUCGAGUGGAACCCCUGCGAGACUACAUAGCCCGCUUCAACCAGGAGAAAGUGGCGGUCCCCGAAUGCAGCAUCCCUAGCGCGAUCUCUGCCAUCAAUAGAGGUUUACUUCCAUAUGGGGGGCUAUACAAAGAGUUGACCAUGUACCCUUGCAAGACCAUGGAAGAUGUGUUGUCGCGAGCCUGGGUGCAGGUGAAGUGGGAGGAAGAUGUUGCUAACCAUGCCAAGGCUCAACCAAAGCAGGACCAAAGGUCAGCCCGAUCAGAUCGAGGAGACCGAGAGGAAAUAUCCUCCCAAAAAGGAUCCAAGGACUCUGGUAGUAGAAACAGAGGCAGGUUCCAGUACCGGCCGCAAGAGAAGGAAGAAGGAAUGUCGGUAUCUACAUGGCCCGAUAUCUCCCAUCUCUCAAUAUCAACACCAGAGCUAGUCAACGCACUGAGACAGAUGGGCCAACAGGUCAAGUGGCCACCAAAGAUGAAAGCACCUGACUAG
This is a messenger RNA of Brassica napus (rape), 900 nucleotides long. RefSeq lists its product as uncharacterized. The record is from RefSeq and is a predicted model, not a curated record. Lineage: Eukaryota; Viridiplantae; Streptophyta; Magnoliopsida; Brassicales; Brassicaceae. The transcript has a single exon. The coding region runs from base 1 to 900 and encodes 299 amino acids.